Messenger RNA from Strongyloides ratti, 348 nucleotides. Its product is annotated as Barrier-to-autointegration factor, BAF family-containing protein. NCBI's taxonomy places the organism in Eukaryota, Metazoa, Nematoda, Chromadorea, Rhabditida, Strongyloididae. Gene Ontology annotation, molecular function: DNA binding. Bases 1 to 348 code for a protein of 115 amino acids. The transcript has 2 exons. The record is from RefSeq and is a predicted model, not a curated record.
AUGAAUCAUUCACCAUUUUUUAAAAAAAUUUUUAAUGCAGAUCAGAAAAAUUAUGUUCAUGUAGAAUAUUUUGAUGGUUGGCUUAUAAACUCUCUCCAAAGUCACGAAAUAUCUGAAAUGCCUUUUUUAAGUCGCCACACUAUUAAUAAUUUUAACAAUAAAGAUUUUGUUUAUACAAAUCAGAUACUUGGACAAUUAUUGGUUUUUAAUUAUUCAAGAACACGUUUUAUCUACUGGAUCAACACAUACAUCGGUGGGACUAUAGCAGAAGCUGAAUACUUGUAUGACGUUUUAAAAAAAUAUACAACAGCUGAACCGGUGAGAGAAGGAAAUGGGAGUAUUGUAUAA